AUGGCAUCUGUCACCUCAAUUCCAACAACAAUCGAUGAUAUUAUUCAGCGAGCAAAUGAAGUAAAAGUGUGUCAAGAUCAUUUCAAAUUGAUCACAACUAGUUUAGCUCGUCUUCGGAAUGAAUUGAAUAAUACAAUUGAAAUAUUACACCAAACUCGUUCACAACAAGAUCUUACACAAAUAUUAAAAGCCAUUAAUGAAAUUGUUACGAGUUGCACUCAAAACGAAAAUAAUCUUAAUGGCAUGACUUAUAAAGACCUCGAAUCUAUAUUGUUUCGUCUUCAAUUUCGACUCAUUCAACAUGAAGUCAAUACAAAAGACGACUAUCAAUUGAGAGCUCAAAUACUUAGCAAUGCUUACCAAGAACAGCAACGUAUUAUGCAGAAAUCCUUUGAUGAGAUGACGAAAGAAAGCUUAGAAGCUAUGGAAAAGAAUACAAUAGAACAACUACGUCUGUUACGUGAAAAACACACAACAACAAUUGAAUCCUAUCUUCGCAGUUGUAUUGAAUUACAUCAAAAUGAGUCACUUACUGGUCUUACUGGUGAAAUUGUUGCCAAAGUUGCUCUUAUUUCUUAUCAAAUAUCUUCCGAAGAUCAAACUCAAUUAGAACUCAAAUGGCGAUCAUGCAAACUUCCACUCACACGUAAAUUCAUUCAAUUUAAACCUGAUAAAUCUACAGUAUUCGAAAGAAAUGAAUCACGACGAUUGUUAAAGAACAAUGAAGACACUAUGCUACGAACUACACAAAUCAGAAAAGAGGCAUCAGCAGGAAUAUGGAAACAAUUGCUGUCAGCACCUUACAUGAUAUCGAUGGUUGAAAGAUAUCGCUAUUCAAAAGAAGAUAAUGCUAAUGAAGAAACUAUUAUUCGAACAAAACGUUGGAUUAGUAUUUCAGGUAAUGCAGGAAGUGGCAAAACAAGUUUUGUUCGACAAAUUGUUCGUCAACUAGCUGAAACAUUUCUACUCAAUGAACAACAUUCAACAAAUUAUGGUCCUCUUCGUAUACCGAUUUUGAUUGGUAUCAGCGACUUUGUCGAAAUAUUGAAAGAGCAACCAUCACUUACUUUAUUUGAUUAUAUUGGAAAGCAUAAAUGGUUGGGAAACUCAAUUAUCGAUGAUGUAUCUAUUUCUAUUGAUGAUUUAUCUUGUGCUCUUCAAGAUUACAUAAAACAAGGUCAAGCUCUAAUUAUACUUGAUGGUCUUGACCAAAUUUCAUUUCUCAAUCAACGAUCAAAAAUUAUCGAUGUAAUUCAAACGUUUGUUGAUACUUAUAUUCAAACACCUACGAAUGUGUCUGUCUUCGACAAUCCAUAUUUAAGUAAACUGCUUGAUGAUCCGUCUCGAUUUGGAGGCAAUCAAAUUAUUAUUACAAGUCGUAUAGUUGAUUAUCAUGCUGCUCUAGCUGGACAAUUUGCUCAUUAUACAAUUCAACCGAUGAAUAGGGAACAUAUUAAAGACUUUAUUGAUUAUUGGUUUUUUCAUGUUCAUCAACAGAUAAUCGAGAUUGUAAACUCUUCAAUAGUUAAUCAAGGAAAGAUUCAGAGUGAAGCAUUGAAAAAAGAAUUGGAAAAACCUGAAAAUGUUUCUCUUAUUGAUAUGGCUUCUAACAUUUAUUUAGUAUCAUUUAUUUGCACUCUAUGUUUUAAUCAAUUGGAUGGUUCACCAUUACAUACUCAACGCAUUCUUCUAUAUGAUCAAAUUAUCAAUUCUAUGCUCAAUUUGUCGAUUAAUAAACGAUCCACUAUUGAAAUGUCAAAAUUUAUUCAAAUUUUAAGCGACAUUGCUAUUUAUAUUCAUGAUUAUUCAUCAUCAGGUCUUAUUGAUGAAGAACAAAUGAAAGACAUAUGUAUUAAAUCAAUCAAAACUUCUUUGGAUAAAACAUUAUUUACCGAAGAAGAUCUUCAGGAUAUUGAAAGUCAAGCCUUUGAAUUUGUACGAAUUAUUCGUGAAGAUACAGGCCUGUUAGUUGCUCGAGGUGAAUCACUUUAUGGUUUUCUUCAUUUGACAUUUCAAGAAUAUUUCACUUGUUUAAAACUUAUUGAAGUAGAUUCAUCAAAACAAAAGAAAUUCAUUAAUGAUAGACUCGAUCGAGAAAAUGAAAUUCAACUUAUUGCUAAAUUACUUCGUCAUCACACAAAUGAUCCACGUUUUCGUAUACCAAUUGUACUAGCAUUAGGCAAGAUUAGUUCUUCUUGGUCUCAAAAUGAUUUUGAUAAUGUAUGUUAUGAAUUUAUUCAAGAUGAAAUUCAACCUAAUUCUCUUCUUCCACUCUGUGCUUUUAUGUUAAUUACUUGUGUUAAUGAUUUCGUUAAGUAUCCUGCUAAUGAAACUCUAUUCAAGGCUUUAGAUUGUUUAAUGAUUGCAGCCGGUCAACAUAAAUGGUCAAUUGUUUCUCCAUUUCUAUUUGAUCAAAUAACAGUUGCAUUAAAAAAAAUUCGAAAUGAUAUUAUUCAACAAUGGAUUAACAAUUUAUUAUCACGAUCUUCUUCACAUGACAUUCAAACAAUAUCGAGUCUUUGUCAUUUUAUCGAAGGAAAACCUCAUGAAUUUGAAAAUAUUAAAUGGUUAAAUCAAUCAUCUUGUUCAAUACUGCAAUCUUUGUCAACACUUGAUAGUGAAAAUAAUGAAUUUGCUAUUGAUCGAUUAUUAGUUAAAAUUGCUUUCUCAAAUCAUCAUUUAUUACCUAUCGAUCCAAAUACAUUCAAAGGAUUUCUUCUUCAAAAAGAACUAGAAGUGAAUUCAAUUCCUAUUGUUCUCUUUCCUUUAAUCAUUACUUUAUAUGGUGGUUUAAAAAGAAAUGAUCAAGCCGUUAUUUUUGAUCCAUCUCAUAUACAUCGAGAAUGUUCUAUAACAACACCAAUUUUAAUAACUUUCUUUUCUGGAUCAGAUCCUAAUAGGCAAAAUCAAAAUUUAAAAAAGUUACAAGAAGAAUGUUUAAAAUCAUUUUUAGUACGAAUGAAUAAUCAUGAUGAAUCUUCCGAAUCCAUUGAUUUAUGCAUUGCAAUUAUUUGCUUUUAUAACAUUGAAUAUUUACAAGAUAAUUUAGAUAUCAUAUCGAAUUCACUUUUACGUAAGUGUAUGAAUAGAUUAAAAUAUAUUUCAAUGAUUUUACGUCAAUUCUAUUUUACUGCUGAUCGAAAUGAUCGAUCGAUGGAAGAUGAAAUAACAAAAUUUAUUUCAACUGUAAUCGAAAAAUUUCAGUAUGUUGAAGCAGCAAGAAUUCAUUUUUUAGAUUUAUUAAAUUCACUAAGAAGUAGUGUAGCUCGUUUACGAUCAUCUUCAAAAUCUAUUUUUAUGGAAGGAGUUUCAAGCGUUGAUAAGCGACUAACAUUACAUUUGCCUAAUUCUCUUCAAAAAAAUAACUUUCUCAAUAGUCUUUUAGUGACAGAUAUACAAUUUGAUUCUAAUCAAAAAUCUUGUUCAUUACUUCAUCAGUUUACCAAACUUUUCUGGAUAUUAGAGCACAAUGAUGAAUACGAUACACAAUACAGAAUGGCAGUUGCUAUGGAUACAAUACCGCAAUAUUUAGUUUUCCGAAAUGAUGAAGAUCUUUUAUUUACAGUAACAUUUGUUCCUGCACAUUUACGAAAUCUUUAUAUCAGAUUAUUGAAAGAAAACUUUAUUACGAUCAAUCCAGGAAAUGCCACAGUGAAUAACAAACCACAUCUAUAUUUUGGUCACAUUCUAAUCGAAUGUUUUAUAUUGUUAUCAAAUCCAUCGUGCAAGAGACUGUCUAUUUUGGCUGCUGUAAUUGCUCUGCUACCUUGGUUUCGAAUUCAUAACUUAGAAAACUUUGGUAGUAGUCUUUUAUGGUCAUUAGCUCUAGAAGAUUCUCGCAGUUUGGGUAGUUUUGAGCUAAAGAGACAACGUCCAAUGGAUAAUCAAACUGGUCAAUAUACAGAUACAGAUAAAAAUAUUUUUGAUGGGAAGGAUCUAACAGAUGAACAGCGGAAAACACUAAUUCAACAUUAUAUUGAACAAGAAUAUGAAAGGCUUCAAAAUGCAAAAAUCGAAAAUGAUGAAAAAAACAUGAAACUUUAUUCCGCAUCGAUAUCUUUAGCACAUAUUUGCCGUUGGGCUGAAGAUGAAAGAAGAUUAUCUUUAUUAGAACAGAGUAUAAAUGGUGCUAUGUCAAUUGAAAAUAAAAUUGCUCGUCUUGAUGCAUUAUGUGCCAUUGCUUUUUACGCUCACAUAGAUUUUGAUAAACUUGAAGUAAGUAGAGAUAUGUCUCUACAAAAAGAAAUUGAACAUCAAUUUAACGAAAUUUAUCCAGAUCUUCCUCUUCUAUUACAUGCUGCUAUUUUUCUUCGAUGUUUACCACUACUUCAACAUUCACAAAUGAUUAAUGAUUGUCUUGAAAAUCUCUUUUCUAAAUUUGCAAAUACUGAUCAACGAGAUCAACAAGCAGUCAAUGAAGCGUUAUUACCAUAUAUACAAUCAACUUAUGUUUUGUCGUCUAUUACAAAUAGUUUCUCACAUGGUUUAAAAGACAAUAUCAAAACAAUACAUAAUAAAUCUGUUGUCUUGAAAAAAUAUUUUCCUCUUGUUACACAUGAAAAUGUAUCACUUACAUUAUUUAUUUCAAUUUUUUUUAUUUCGGAAUUAACCAACGAUCUUCAUGACUAUAUUAAGACAGAUAAUCGCGAAUUCGUCAUUGAUGAAUCAAUUGUAACAAAGCUAUUCCAAGUCGACAAUUGUAUACUGACCGAAACACAAGCAUUUACAAUAACAAAUAUCCUUGCCUUUAUUUCAUUAUCAGAUCAAUCUAAACAGUUUGAAAAACUUCGGAUUAUAUUAAGCAAUGUUCUUCACCGUAUGAGUUGGGUAGAAUUGAAGGCUCGUCGUUUAUUGGAAUCUUGGUUGAAAUGGAAAAAUUCAAAUGAAUUAUCAACAUUUGCCUAUCAUGCAGCAGUUCUUCUAAGUAACUCUAAUAUUUGGUCCAUCGAAGUCGCUACAAUUAUGUGUGAUAUUUUAUGUAGUGAUAAUGAUCGCUUUCGUCAUAGAGUUGAAAUAAUUUUCAGAUUAUCAAGUGAUAAUGAUGUUCGUACAAGUUCAACAUUGGGUAUUGACAUCUUAUUGACUUUGUUUAAGAAAAAGGCUCAUUAUCAGUUAACUUCAGCAUCUGCUAAACUUACACUAAAUCGAAUGAUAGUAAAUACAACUCUAGACAUGCAAUUUCAUCUAGAAACGAUACUUUGGUUAGAAAGAUACAGAAUUCAUGCAUUGAUAAAUCCUGAAUAUUGCCUCAACAAACCAAGGCCAUGGGCAAAGUCUUAUAUAUCUUCGUAUUUUUCAACCGAUAUCCCAAUUGAUGCAUGCUCUUGCGUUAAUUUAUGUCGACUGUCUAAUGAUUUGGUAAUAUAUAUGUGUGAUACGAUUGCAUCGGGUUUCUUUGUAUUUUUGGAGAUCGAUGGAGAUACAACAUCUGAUGAAGUUUUAGAAAGUCACACUCAAUUUAUUGCUUCAGUAAUUUUGACAUUUUUUAACUCAAUGAAUUCUAUUGAUGAUACACGCCAAUUAGCAGUCGACGCUCUUAUGAAUUUAUUUGAUACGUCCGAAAAAGAGGCAGUUCAUCAAGCAAUAGCGUAUACCCUUGGUUAUGUAUGUAACGAACAAACACAUAAAACCUUACUUGAUAGAAUUCUAUUAGCGAUGACCACCGACGGUGAUGAAUAUUCUACCUAUUCUAAUAAUGUUUUGAUUACACUAACUUCAAGUUAUGCCUAUUGUGCAUGUAUAAACAAAAUUGUAUUUGAUCAAGACGACAUGGAAUUAUUCUGUAGUUUGUUAAAACAUUCGUCGCAGGAUGUUGUGAGAGCAGCUCGUACAGGACUUGCUCGUGUUCUAAAGGAUACAUCAUUUCUAGUUGAAACGCUUGGUUUCGAUCAUAGUCAAUGUUAUCAUGCAUUGCUUGGAGCAACUGCAUACUUAUUUCUUUAUGAUGUUCAACAAAACAGUGAAAAUAAUGUUGCAGAUUUUAUUGAGAAAUAUCCAGAUCUUUUACCAAUCUUUAUUGUUGAAUUAUACAAUAACAUUCGUCAUUUUACUACUAAAAUUUUACCAGUGGCGGACAAUAAUUAUGUUUUAGAUUAUGGAUAUCCUCAAUAUGUGAAAGUCGCCAGUUUAAUCGCUGUACGAAUGCCUGCAACAUUUUGUGCUUUUAUUAAAGAUUGGAAUGAUGGAGAUAAUUUGAAACGUGCAUUAUUUUAUACUAGUAAACAACAUAAUUUUCCACAACGUGCUGCUUGUCUAACUAUUCUAUCGCUGUUAGGUGAGUUAACUGUUGAUUUAUGUGAGAUGUUCAUUGAAGCUUUACAUGAUGAUCCACAUAUUCAAAAUACUUGUUACAAAUGCAUAACACAUAUUCGUUCUAUUAAAGAUGAACAAGUCGUUUUGAAUCUUUUAUUUUCUUAUUUGAAAUCGAACUCAAUGAAUGUUCGAUAUGUUACAGCUAAGCUACUUCUUCAUCUUUCUCAAUUAUCUCUUAUUGCAUUUCAACAAGUUCAAAUAAUAUUGAAUGAUGCUAUGUUAGAUCCUAGUUCUAAUGAAGAUCUAUGGUUAAUUGAAGAACAAGACGAUGUUUGGAUAAAUUGCAUAUAUUACUAUGCUGGUCCAUUGAAAGAUGUUAUUUGUUCCCUUCUUGUUCAACAAAUUAUUGGUGAUGCAAAUAGACCUGUUCGAAGAAAUGAAUUCAAUGAUAUUGACUUGGAUUUCAUUGAAUCUGAAAAAUCAUCACGUUUAGCUUCAUGUCUUUAUGAGACCAAAGCUGAAGAAGACGCAGAACCUGAGAGCCCUCCAACACCGACUGAUUUAAGUGACGGUAGUGACGGCUGA
This is a messenger RNA of Rotaria sordida, 6837 nucleotides long. The record is from the annotation of a GenBank genome assembly. NCBI's taxonomy places the organism in Eukaryota, Metazoa, Rotifera, Eurotatoria, Philodinida, Philodinidae.